CUCCUCCUUCCUCCCCGCGGUUGCCACUUAGCCGCUAACCAACCAGCCACCGACUGGAACCGAACCGUCGAACCGAGCCUCGCUGCCGCGGCGGCCAUGGACGGCGCGUCGUGGCCCGCGCGGUGGCCGCCGCCGCCGCUGCCGAGCCAGAUGGACGGCGUCACUCUGCGUCACCUGCUCCGCCCCUUCGCCGGGCAGGAGGCCGCGGCGGGCGGCCGAGCCGCGGCAGCGCCGGAGCAGCUGGUCACGAAUCCUUCGGCCGCGCAAUCCGGCCAGCCUGCGAGAGCGGGGCCGAGCAACGAGCUGCUUGCUCAAGUUCCGGGGAGCUAUUCCACUUUCGGCCUUGCGCCGGACCUUAAGGCAUUGUUUGGUAAGCCAAGUGCGAGCAAUGCUGCUGAUAUCAUUGAUCUUACUCGGGCUUCUCCGCCCGGCAGCGCUGCCACUGCCACUCUGCCCAUGCAUUCAAGACAUGGAUUGACAGCGAGCAGUAGCAAUGAGCAGUUCUCUGCUGGAGCACCUUUUAGGAAUAAAACUGCUAAUGGAAUGGGUACUUUUACUGGGGAAGGUUCAACCAAAGAAGGAAUGACAGACGGUGGCAUACAGUUUCAUGACUCAAGUGCGCACGCACUGCAGAAAUUGCCGUUCAAAUCGACGACUCAUCAUCAUCCUACACUGCUUGGUGAUCGUAUCCGGGUCACCUGUCUGAACGUUGGUGGAGAGUUCUUUGUGGGUGAAGCUGGGCUUUUUGGAGUCAUUUGCCUGUGUCAUCGGUUGAGAAUGUCUGUAGCUAAAUUCUGCGAGCAUGCGGGAGGAACUCCAGAAAAAGCUGGUGAAAUAGUCCGUGUGGAGAAUGGCAUGACUAUCGCACAAUGGUUCAAAUUCUGCAUAGGGGUGGGAGGAUCUAUUGCUAGCACCAGGUGGGAUUGGCCAGAAUGGGCAUGUAUGAAAAGUUCUCCGGAAGAAUACAUGUUGAAAAGUCUUGCUUCUAGAAAUAGUGGUACGGGAAAAGUAGGGUUAUUAGGUGGAUAUGGAAAAAACACUGGACCUAUAAACAACCCAGAUUAUUCCAGUAAUCUGUACAUUGAGGGUGGAGGAUGCACUAAUGUUGACAAGCAAAUGAAUGGGUCAGAUGAAACAAAUUACAGAAAGAGUGUUGAUGUGCAUGAAGCUUUAAUAAAGAACUCUGCUUUGCUACAGAAUUCCACGAUAAUGAAUUUAGGGCUCGCUAAAAACCAUAUGGUUCAUGCAUUGAACCUGAACCCUCUUAGCACACCUAAUGGAAGCCUACACUUCGAAGCAAGCAGGGGAAGACAUUACAAUGGAAAUCACUUGGCGCAUAAUUAUGGAAUCCUUCCGGAGAAAAACUUAGAUGCAUCUUUUCAUAAUCCUGGGCCACAUUCAACAAGAGUUGUGAGCCAUGAUAGUAGGGUGUGCAGACCUGAUUUCCCCCACAAAAUAUUGCAGGACAAUUUGUGCAAUCCUUCAAACACUGAAUUAAAGCUUGGACAAUCUUCUUAUCAUCAACCUAUGACCACUCUAUUUCCAUUGGGACAGUCAACAGUAAUUGAUUUUCAGAAAUCUCAAUCACAUAGGCCAUUGGUAAAUCAAAAUCCUUAUCCAAAGCAAGCAACAAAGAUCAACAGUAAUCUGGCUGAACAUAAUGAAGCAUCCAUUAGUACUGGGAAUAAGAAGCAACCACUUGAAGUUGCUAAUGGAACAAAACAUUCUGAAGGUGGUGAGCGUACAGAUGAUACAUCCAAGAAUUCAUUUAUCUCAUUAUUUCUUUCACACCUUGAGAGGAAUAGUACACCCGAACACAUUGAUGAUAUUCUCAACAGUAAUGAGCAUUAUCAUCCAAAGAAUCCUGAUGUUGCAUGUGGUUCUGAUCAUCCAAAAAUUGCCAGUAGACAGAUUGAGACAAGGGUUAAUGAUUAUCAUCCGAAGUUGCCCCCAACCAUUAUUCAUAUGAAUAGAAGAUCAGAGGGAAUUUCUCUUUCAGGGGCUUACAGUGGAGAUAAUCCUCAAGAUACAUUCCAUGCUAAUAGUCAGGAAAAAUUGAUUCAUGGGGAUUGCCCAUCACGUUUGCUGCCUAAUCAACCUAAUGCUGGACUUUCGAAAAAUUGUGCAAGAGUUUCAUGUCCUGCAAAUUGCAUGAGCUGCACUCACGUGGCUAAUAAAUCCCAUCAGGUUGCACAUGGUGAAAUUGGGGUUCCUUUCUAUGAUAAAAUGCCCAGGGGCCAGGGUACUUUUGAGCGAGUUGAUGACUUAUGCACACAUAGAAGUUUGAGAGCUUAUGCCAAAAUCAACUGCGAGAAUGGGAAGUCUUGCUGUUCUUCUAGGGAGUUUCUACCUAGCUCUUGCCAAAAUGAUCAGUCAACACUGGGAAAAUCGAUUUGUGCAUGCUGUUGCAAAAUUCGGGAAGAUGUUUCCAAACUUGGUUUUAUACCUGGUCACUUGUGCAGAACUUCAUUUUCUAGUGAUCUUGGUCCAGUUCUAGCCAGUAAGCCUACCCUUGAAGGGCAAGAUGAACUUUGUGCCUGCUCCACAUUUGCGGAAAGAUCAUCACUACGUUCUCGAGAACACAUCUUGCAGUCUUCUUGUUAUGCAUGUCCCAUUGAUGGAUUGUACUACAGAAGUUCUAUGGGACAUGCAGCAGAUAGCUUGACAAACCACCCUCUGUUUGAUGCACUUAACACAAAAGAACAAGGUCCUUGUUGUAAUGGAAGAUGCUGCUAUUCUGUAGUCCCUAAAUGUUUGUCUGGUUGUGGCUUUACAAAACACUGUGAUGUCAGAAUUGAUCAAAUUGCUCAUAAUGCACCUAAAGGCAAACACCAGCUGCAAAUGCCUACCAGAUGCUGCACAUUGGAAGAAAAUGAGAAGUUAACAUGCCAAUGCUUAAGCAAUAGAAUUGCUGGAAGAAACUUGUCUCAAGCUUCUUAUUGUAAACAUGUCCCUGAUAAAGUAAUGAACCAGCCUUCUAUUGCUAUAACAGAGAGACUGAAGAAUGUAUCCGAAGCUUCAGUGGCUGAUGACAGUUCGUCCAAAGCCAUAACAGAGAAAAAGGGCGCUUGUAGAGAUUCUGUAGUAUCUAAAGGACAACCAAAGUUCGGUUUCUCUUCUGGAUCUUCCAGCGCUGUGGUUACAAAGUUUCAGAUGUCACCUGAAGUUAACAAUGUAUCCUCUAUUGCUAAACAUAGGAAACAUAAAAAUCUAUGUGAUGAAGGAUCAAGAAUUGAGAAAUGUUCCACAUCCAGCUAUGUGCGUACCAAUAGCACAGGAUGUGAAGAAGCCAUAAAUAGUUUUACCAUAUCUCAGUUCGAUCCAUCUCGAGUGAAGCGCAAGAGUAAUCAGAUUUCUGAGGGAAGUAGACUGGAGGAAAAGGACAAUGAGGAGCCUUGUUUUGGACCCCCCAAAAAAUUUAGAACAUUGAGGUUCUCUGGUAAAAAUUCCGAAUCAGAUGAUUGUACUAGGACUAGUUCUCAGUCAUCCCAAAAGGGGGGUUGCCAACCACAAAAUGAGGUUAACUCAUUUUCUUGCAAGGUGCUGAGAACCAAGCGAAAACAUCCUAUAAUGCAACUGAAUAAGCCUGCGAAACAGCUUCAUAACCAGAACAAGGUUUUCAAAGGUGAUGAUGAGCAACCAGAUACCAAGGGCAGUUGUUUUGGUGGAUCAGAUUCCUUUGAUAGAAGAAAGCAAGUAGAGGAUAUGACCAUUCUGGAGAGAACAAAACAUCACCGGGAAGGGAGUCGGGUAUUUGUCCGCAAACUGCCUAAAUAUGUAUCUCUGAAUUGCAUUGUCAAUGAACCUAACAGUGAAGAUGCUUGGAGUGGGAGUGCUGGAAUUGAUCCUAGCCUAAUUGUCACAGGGAUAGCAAACGAUAACCGGAAAUCUCCCAAGAUUGUUUCACUCAGUCUGGUUCUUAAAAAGGCUAAGAGAUGUCAUUCCGUUAAACUCUGUAAGACAGAAAGCACCCACUUGUAUGAGGAAAAGGGCUCAGAUUGUUCUGUGACCAGCUCAGAUUAUUCUGUAGAUAAGUAUUCCGUUGAUAAUGAAGAUUGUGGCCCACAAGCUGAAUAUGAAAUGCAGGGUUCCAAAAGGAGUAGGUAUUCAUCUAAUGGUUUGAGGUCUCAUUUUGUGAAUCACUGCAAAAGACCAUCUGGUGGGACUAAGAAUCGAAGAGCAAGUGUAUCCUUUGCUAGGAUCAAGAGCCAUACUGAAUUUGCAAACAGAUCAGCAUGCUAUUCUGGCAGUGACAAAGACAAUGCUGUGCUAACCCAUGAAGUGAAUGUUAGGAGGCACAGUGGAAGGCUCAGCUCAGAUGCUCCAUGCUGUGUUUGUGGAAUCUCAGACCUGGAGCCUUGCAAUCAAUUGAUACAGUGCAGCAAGUGCUAUAUCAAAGUGCACCAAGCUUGCUAUGGUGUUCUAAAAGUUCCUAGAGGUCAAUGGUUCUGUAGACCCUGCAAGACUAAUACCCUGAACGCAGUCUGUGUGUUAUGUGGCUAUGGAGGUGGAGCUAUGACAAGGGCACUGAAAACCAAGAACAUUCUGAAAAGUUUGCUCAAAGGUUUGACGACUAUAGCGAGGUCAGAAAAAUAUGUUGAUUCAUUAGGAAAUGCAAGCAACGAGUGUACAAGUCUGCAAAAUCCAGUAGACAGUGCGCAUGGGGAUAGCAUUGUGAAUAUGGAGAACAUUACCAGCAAUUCCUGGACCUCUAUUAAUCACAAUUCCAGUUUGCUUGGACCACGAACAAUGCAGUGGGUUCACAUGGUCUGUGGACUAUGGACACCUGGCACGAAAUGCCCAAAUGCUGCCACAAUGAGUGCUUUUGAUGUAUCGGGUGCUUCACCUGCCAAGAGAAAUACAGCAUGUUCAAUAUGUGGCAGAACUGGGGGCUCAUUUAUUAAGUGCCGAGAUGUAAAUUGUUUGGUGCUCUUUCAUCCUUGGUGUGCACAUCAGAGGGGUUUGCUGCAAAGUGAGCCUGAAGGUGAGCGCAAUGAAAAUAUUGGCUUUUAUGGGCAAUGCAUGGAUCAUGCUAAUGAUUAUUCUAGUCACAUUAAUUCUAAGAAGGAAUGCUUGAGAAGCAGCAACUGGACAUGUGCACGUACAGAGGGUUAUAAAGGUCGAGAGGGAGAGGGCUAUCCUGGUACUAGCCACCGGAAAUCUGAAGUGUACAGUGGUGAGUUCAGUGUUUCCCAAGAACAGAUAAAUGCUUGGGUACGCAUAAAUGGUUCGAAGCCAUGUGGAAGAGGACAGGAAUACAUCCAUUACAAGCAGUUAAAAGGUUGGAAGCAUUUGGUAGUGUACAAAUCAGGCAUACAUGGACUUGGUCUCUACACAUCAGUAUUUAUUCCACGUGGCUCAAUGGUUGUAGAGUAUGUGGGUGAAAUUGUUGGGCAGCGGGUUGCUGACAAAAGAGAGAUCGAAUACCAGUCUGGAAAACGACAACAAUACAAGAGUGCCUGCUAUUUCUUUAAGAUUGACAGGGAGCAUAUUAUUGAUGCCACCCGUAAAGGUGGGAUUGCAAGAUUCGUCAACCAUUCAUGCCAGCCAAACUGCGUUGCGAAAAUAAUCUCAGUAAGGAACGAGAAGAAGGUAAUGUUUUUUGCAGAACGCCACAUAAACCCUGGGGAAGAAAUUACUUACGAUUACCACUUUAACCGAGAAGAUGACGGCCAGAAGAUCCCUUGCUUCUGUAGAUCAAGAUACUGCCGGCGUUACCUCAAUUAGUUUACCAUGUGCCAAUCUUGUAAUGUAACAUGUCUAUAUAACCUUUAUUUUUUAUCCUUUAUUAGAACUGCAUUGCAUGUCUGGGAGAAUAAUGAACUGCCUGCUGUAUAUAAAUUCUAGGGGUGCAUAUGGCACUGCCAGAUUAUCUUGUGAUAACCAAAUGAACUAUCAGCUCUAUGUAG
Molecule: messenger RNA, 5909 nt
Organism: Panicum hallii
Lineage: Eukaryota; Viridiplantae; Streptophyta; Magnoliopsida; Poales; Poaceae
Exons: 22
Coding region: 97-5727 (1876 amino acids)
Biological process (GO): positive regulation of DNA-templated transcription
Cellular component (GO): histone methyltransferase complex
Molecular function (GO): protein binding; histone H3K4 methyltransferase activity
Source: RefSeq, a predicted model, not a curated record